GUUAUUCACAACUGGAUAAUUCGAAUAGUCAACGAAGUCAACCAAACUCAUCAUCAAAUGUCAAUGUGUCGUCGUCAUCAUCAGGUACAAUUAAGCAACAAGGAAGCAAUACUCAAGAUGAUGGUAGUAAACAACUGACAAUAACACCAGCGUCUUCGGCAACUAACAUUAAUCCAAAUAAUAGUUAUUCAAAUCAAAAUAUUGGAACAAAGAAUGAACAAAAAAAUAUAUGCACAGUUAAGCCGACCCAACAAGUAGCACCAAAUAUCCAAGAUUCUGGAAAUGUUGUCGAUAUUCCAUUUCCAACGUUUGCACCACCACCUAUGCCUCAGCAGCAACAACAAAUAAUUCCAUCCAUCUCGUCGUCGCUUGCUCCACCACAAUCAAUGCAACAACAAACAAAUCAGCUUCAGCAACAACAUUAUGCUCCCUAUCCUUAUGAUAAUACACUAUUGCCACAGCAGUACAAUCAGAACAGAGUAAGUUUUUUGUUUCUUUCUAUUGCCAGAACCCAUUGUAGAAAAUCAAAUCAGCAGUGAAAGAAAAACAGCGAAGAAAAACCUUCUAACCGCAUUUAGGUGUGCCAUCAAUCUGUGUCGGAUCCGAUGAGCACGGAUUAUUCAAACACUCCUAAUGUUUUAGUAAGUCAUACGUGUACAUUGAUUAUGCUUAUGUAACUUUUUAUUUAUUGAACCAUUUCUGAUCGUGUUGACUGUGCUUCAAUAGUAGAUUAUAGUUGUAUUUGGAUUGAUGGUUCUACUAUCGAACUAUUUCAUUACCUUGUAUGCAUGGAAAACUUAUGUUAGGAACCCAAUAAAUUCAAGAUCCGUUCUACAUUUGCAUGCUGUUAUCCCCUUGGUUGUAUAUU
This is a messenger RNA of Didymodactylos carnosus, 868 nucleotides long. Lineage: Eukaryota; Metazoa; Rotifera; Eurotatoria; Philodinida; Philodinidae. The record is from the annotation of a GenBank genome assembly.